CAUUUUAAGUUAGUUACGUAGAGUCCGUGAAGAACGCUACGCACGCUGCGUGCAGGGACCAAUGGGGGCGGAGUGUGGCGGUGACGCUGUGCGGGGGCGUGGCUUCAGUCAGUCUGUUCAAUAUGGCGAUGCGCAGCGGGCAUGGUUUGAAGGGAGAGUGAGUCCGUGAGAGGGUCGCUUACCUGUGAACCACAGAGAACACAGAGAACACAGCACAGCAGUGACAGAGAGACUCAAUGCAGCCCUGCUGCUGUGCGCCUGUAUCUGAACACAUGCAGUAAAGGACGCCGCUGUGCCUCUCAGUAUCAACACCCUGCCCUCCUCACUCACCUUCACAAGACAGUCAGGUUCAUGAGGUAGUGUCACCUGGAAUGGUUGUCAGUUAACAGCUGUGCUGAACUUGUCAAGAGUUCUCAUCAGGACCACCCUAGAAAAUGAAGACCAGGCGCUAUCCGUGUUGCACAGGAUAAGUUCAUCAGAGUUACCAGCCUCAGAAACGGGGGUGAUGUCCAAACUGGGUGUGGUGUUUGGGGGUUCCCGUGGCAUUGGGUGUGCAGUUGCACAGCUGUUGGCACAAAGGGGGCACAGAGUUGUGGUGGUGUCCAGAAACCUGGAAGCAGCACAAACUAAAGCAAACUCACUUCCUGGAGGAGAUCAUGUUGGCAUCAGCUGUGAUGUUUCUAAUGAACAAGAUGUCCAGAGAGCGUUUGAGACCAUUACUAAGACAUGUGGGCCUGUGGGAUACCUGGUUAACUCAGCUGGCAUCAAUAGAGAUGCACUGUUAAUGAGGAGUAAAUCUGAGGACAUGGUCUCUGUUCUUCACACCAACCUGCUUGGCUCUAUGUUUACCUGUAGAGCAGCUCUUCGGAGCAUGCUAAGUAAAGGAGGUGCUAUUGUCAACAUAGGAUCAGUGGUGGGUGUAAAGGGAAACGCUGGUCAGUGUGUGUACAGCGCCAGUAAAGCCGGCCUGGAGGGAUUCACACGCUCCCUCGCCAGAGAGCUCGCCUCCAGAAACAUCACAGUCAACUUAGUGGCUCCAGGGCUCAUCCGCACAGACAUGGCGGCGGGUCUGAAGGAGGACGUGGAGGGGAGGAGGAUUCCAUUGGGUCGUUUCGGGAAGCCAGAGGAAGUAGCACAGGCUGUUCUGUUCCUCCUGGAGACACCUUAUGUUACAGGACAGGUUCUGCUGGUGGACGGAGGAUUACAGCUGGUCAUGUGAUGCCUAAUUAUCACCAGACCUGCCUGUAAACUGCUAUUGAUUGGACUAGAGGUGCAUGUUGUUCUAUUGAGAAAUAGUGCUGUUCUUGGAAGAGGAGGACACGAUGCCUUCUUUUGGGGCUACACUUUGUUGGCUGUGGAAACUAUUCAGAGUUUAAAACUGACCCUUGGCUUCAUUUUGCACAUUUUGCAGCUCCACUCCUUGAGAAUUUGAUGGCCUACCAUUCUACUGCACUAUGAGAGCAUCCAGUAAUCAUUUGUUCUCAGUCAGGUCUUUUCCGAUCAAAUCUCAGGGUUGGUCUAUGGAAAACUGACUGACAGACUGAAGGAGUCUGGAUGUUCUUUCUGAUAAAUUAUUCAGGUAUUAAUGCAGUUUACAGUAAAUUAAUGUUAAUUUUAAUGUGCACACUAAGCCUCACUCCCACUCUAUCACAAAAUAAACAGUCUCACACUCUCA
Molecule: messenger RNA, 1675 nt
Organism: Astyanax mexicanus (Mexican tetra)
Lineage: Eukaryota; Metazoa; Chordata; Actinopteri; Characiformes; Acestrorhamphidae
Gene: cbr4
Product: carbonyl reductase 4
Exons: 8
Coding region: 506-1219 (237 amino acids)
Biological process (GO): fatty acid biosynthetic process
Molecular function (GO): quinone binding; oxidoreductase activity, acting on the CH-OH group of donors, NAD or NADP as acceptor
Source: RefSeq, a predicted model, not a curated record